AUGCAUAGGAAGCUGGAUAUGAGGUCUGGUGUGACCUGCGUAGUUGAACUGUAUGGGGCCAUCUGGAAGGAUGCAGAAAUUGUCAGCAUGUCGGCCACUGCCGGUAACGAGACUCAGUUUGGUCCGGCACGUUCCGUUCGCAAGGGCAUGAUGCGUACCGUCAGCCAGCUGUACAAGGAAUCCCUCAUCCGUCUCAUGACCGUCCUGCAGAAUACAAAUCCCAACUUUGUUCGGUGUAUCAUUCCAAAUCACGAGAAGCGCGCCGGCCGCAUCGACGUGCCUCUGGUGCUGGACCAGCUGAAGUGCAACGGUGUCCUCGAGGGUAUACGCAUCUGUCGUCAGGGCUUCCCAUCUCGGGUUCCCUUCCAAGAGUUCCGUCAGCGCUAUGAGAUUCUGACCCCCGAUAUAUUUUCAAAGGGUUACAUGGAUGGUCGGAAAGCUGUGGAGUUGAUGGUCAAGCACUUGGAACUCAGUCCUGAGCUCUACCGACUGGGCCAGAGCAAGAUCUUUUUCAAGGCAGGUGUACUUGCGCAGUUGGAGGAGGAUCGAGACAUUCGACUGACUGACAUCAUGGUCCGUUUCCAGGCCUAUUGUCGGUGUUAUUUGGCCAAAAAGAAUGUGCAACAGCGAAUACAGGAUAUUCAGGCUAUUAGAAUUAUCCAGCGUAACUGUGUAGCCUACCUCAAGCUGCGAAAUUGGUCUUGGUGGCGUCUCUUUACAAAGGUCCGUCCUCUCCUCAGUGUGACCCGACAGGAGGAGAUUGUGGCCGCCAAGGAAGAGGAGUUGAAACAGGUACAAGACGCGCUGACCAAGACCUCUACGCACCUCUCCGAAACGGCCGCAGCCUAUGAGGAGGCCCAAAAGAAGGUCACAGAACUUGAGGCUGAACUACAGUUGGAGCACGAGGCCCUAAACGCCCUAGAUGAG
This is a messenger RNA of Dibothriocephalus latus, 927 nucleotides long. NCBI's taxonomy places the organism in Eukaryota, Metazoa, Platyhelminthes, Cestoda, Diphyllobothriidea, Diphyllobothriidae. The record is from the annotation of a GenBank genome assembly.